GGGCAGGCGCAGUGAGCGCACAGCGCUCCGGGCCCAUGGAGGCGGCGGGGCCGCAGCCCGCGCCGGGCCCCGCGGCGGGGCCGCAGCCGGGGGCCGAGGAGAUCGACAUGUCCCUGGAUGACAUCAUAAAGCGCCACAGGAAGGAGCAGACAGAUGCCAGCGCUGCGGGCGACAGCAGAAGGCAGCAGGUCAAGAACAGGAGUUCAGCCUCGGGGUAUGGGCGGCCCCAGUACCGUGCCUGGAAGCAGAGGAAUUUGCAAGGACCUAACCGUUUCAGAAGAGGGUUUGGACAGCAACAAUUCAAUCGGAGACAAUUCAGGAAUACUUUGCCUGGUCACAAGAGAAGAGCAGCUGCUGCAUUCGGUGGAGUGAGCCCUUUAAAUCGCCAGGCAUCGGCUCAGGAGGGCAACAAGAAGAGCAGUGCUUUUGCCAAAAGCAGCAAUGGGCCACAGGAGGAACAGCCACAGCCAUCUCCAGGCCCCAAGAGAUUCAGAGCAGAUGCUGCCAGUGUCCGAGCCCCAGGGAGAAGGCCUUUCCUGCUGAACAGGGGACCAGUGUUCCAGCAGAAGCGGGUGCAGCAAUGGUUCUACAAAGCCCGCUUCCAGAGAGGGCAGAUGGAUUCUAGAGGAGAAGGGAAACCGCCAAGGAUGAGAAGGUGGCAAGUGAAACCCAGCCCGGGAGCAAUUCUCACGGUUUCUGUGGUUAAUCCCCAGGCGGGCCAGACCAGCCCGCCUGGAUCCAAGCGCCCAUUCCUGCGAAGCCAGAGACCCCCGGCACGGGUGGCCAAGCCCCAGCCCAAGGGGGUGCUGCUGAGAUUCAACUUCCGUGCCAUGGCCAACCAGACCAGCCUGACGCUGGAUGAGAGGUUCUCUGGUCUGAGGAAUAAGAGGCGCUUUACAGCAGCCAGGAGCGCCGGACGGACGGUCACCAUGCCUUAGGACUGCGUGCUCGUCACAGGGACUGCCUGUGACAGUCCAGGCUCCAUGACAAGGGCUCAAUAAAAGUUGCUAGAUUCCCUUUGAGAUAGCUGAUUUGGCAAUGUGCUGUCUCCUUCCUUACACACAGAGUGAAUGAGUGAUUAAGGGCAGGGAUGAGGCAGGAUGAGAAUUUGGGCUGGAGCACAGGGCAGGUGGGGCAUGGGCAGGGUGGUGGAAGGGGAUGAGCAGAGAUGGAUUUGCUGGAGAGCUCUCUGCUGGGAAGUUGUAGGGCUAGCACCAGCUCUGUCUCCCUGCCAGGGCACUCUGUGCUAGCCAGAGUGAUGGCUGAUAGUAGGAGGGUGUACCACGGAGCCUUCCCUACAUCAUCCAGUGGGUGGGACAGGGUUUAAGGAUGCUGUGCCUGCCCACAUAGGAGAUAGAGGGAAGCAGGGAUGCUACAGCUGCCUACACUCCCCAGCAUCCACUUAAUUGCCAAACUUGUGCUUGCAGGCAUCCCUGCCCAGAGGUUUGCAGUGUAAGACCACUCCACCCUGAAUACCUGUUGCUUUGCCCUGAUAGUCAGGCUGAGCACCUUGCAUUUCUCUGUGGAUUGCUGUGCUGUUCUGACUGCUGCUGCAGGGACGGGGUGAGACAUGCCAUGCUGUGCUGCUGGAGUCACUGUCCUCAGCACAGAGCACAGACAGGCUGCCCCAGCCCAGAUCACAUUUUCCAGUGCUGAUUAGUUCUGCAUUAGGGUUUUUGUAGUUGCAGCUCCACCCAUGCUCAAAGCAGCAGCAUAAUCAAACCAGCAGCAGCACUCUGAUAAACAUUGGCUGAAAUGUUACUGAGCUGGGUUUAGACAUUUGUUAGUGAAGCCCUGCAUCAAACCUGAGUAAUAGCUCCAUUCUCUAUCCACUGCUGGAACUCAGCACUGAACAUGCUGGACAUAGCCUGUUUCUGGGCUCUAAGGUAUACUUAAAGGAAAUAUUUGAUAGACUGCUUUACAUUUUACACUGAGCAUCUUUAACAAGAGACUGGACUUGGCAUUGGUUUUAUAGGAAUGUGUGAAAUGUUGUUAAUUGACAAAGCAGUGAUGUAUGAGUCCAGUGCACUGAAUAAAAAACUUAACUUGUCAAAUGUCA
Molecule: messenger RNA, 2059 nt
Organism: Parus major (Great Tit)
Lineage: Eukaryota; Metazoa; Chordata; Aves; Passeriformes; Paridae
Product: UAP56-interacting factor-like
Exons: 9
Coding region: 36-938 (300 amino acids)
Biological process (GO): mRNA export from nucleus
Molecular function (GO): mRNA binding
Source: RefSeq, a predicted model, not a curated record